AUGCUUACCAUUCACAAGAGGAAAAGGGAAGAACAAGACCUCUACGAGAUUGUGUAUCCUUUUGCGAAAACCUCAAGCAAGUGGAAGCAGUAUGAGUCAAUGGACACACCACAACGUCCUCACUUCGCUACAAUGGUUCAGAUGCCUCUUUCUAUGCGCGAGUUUUGUGCUCUAGCUUUUAUGCAAAUGUUUUACGACAUAUCAUAUAAAUUACAUAAUGGCGUUCCCUUAAGCCAAGUCGAACUAGAAGGCCACAAGGAGACACUUGUCUGUCUAGAGAAUGAGGGAUUCGAUGUUACAGCUACUCUGUCUCGGAUCGACGAGUUGUUGUUAUCUCCUCGUAACCCAGAGGAACAAACAUCAAGCAAAGGAGACUCUACUGUCAAGAAAACAACUCUCGUGAGGUGCUCUGGCCUCUGA
Molecule: messenger RNA, 420 nt
Organism: Arabis nemorensis
Lineage: Eukaryota; Viridiplantae; Streptophyta; Magnoliopsida; Brassicales; Brassicaceae
Source: the annotation of a GenBank genome assembly